AGUGUUGAAAAAAAAAAAAGACACAUGUAAAAAAAAAAAAAUUAUGAAUGUUUGUGCGGAAAAGGACAGGUGAAGUAGCUGCACAGCAGCGGCAACUGGAAACCCUAAAGAUGCUCAUUCACUUGUCUGACUGUUUUGUGAGACGAGGGAAAGAGAGGGAGAGCAAACAGGAGUCUUCAAUCCAGUCAAAUCCAAUCCAAUCCAAUCCAUCGUCACCUUCAAUCUUAUUCUCCAGCCUGUGUAGGGUAUAUAUCUAUCUGGUGUCUUUCUUUGCUCAGAAUGGCAGAUGGUCAUGAAUCAGAUAAGAAUAUUGAAAUAUGGAAAAUCAAAAAGUUAAUCAAGGCAUUGGAGUCAGCAAGGGGUAAUGGUACAAGCAUGAUAUCUCUUAUAAUGCCUCCUCGUGAUCAGAUAUCUCGGGUCACAAAGAUGCUGGGUGAUGAAUUUGGAACUGCUUCAAACAUUAAAAGUAGGGUCAACCGCCAGUCUGUCUUGGCUGCCAUUACAUCUGCUCAACAGAGGCUGAAACUUUAUAACAAGGUUCCUCCCAAUGGGCUGGUGCUUUAUACUGGAACAGUUGUUACUGAAGAUGGGAAGGAAAAGAAGGUGACAAUUGAUUUUGAGCCUUUCAAACCUAUAAAUGCAUCACUUUACCUUUGUGACAACAAGUUUCACACAGAAGCACUCAAUGAACUCUUAGAAUCUGACGACAAGUUUGGUUUUAUUGUCAUGGAUGGGAACGGCACCCUGUUUGGGACAUUAAGUGGUAACACACGAGAAGUGCUUCAUAAAUUUACUGUUGAUUUACCAAAGAAGCAUGGAAGAGGAGGGCAGUCUGCCCUUCGUUUUGCUCGACUUCGGAUGGAAAAACGACACAACUAUGUUAGGAAAACUGCCGAGCUUGCCACGCAGUUCUUCAUCAAUCCUGCCACCAGUCAGCCAAAUGUUUCUGGGCUGAUACUGGCAGGUUCAGCAGACUUCAAAACUGAGCUGAGCCAGUCAGAUAUGUUUGAUCCUCGUUUGCAAGCCAAGAUAUUGAAUGUGGUUGAUGUUUCUUAUGGGGGAGAGAACGGUUUCAACCAAGCUAUUGAACUUUCAGCUGAGAUUCUAUCAAAUGUAAAGUUCAUACAGGAAAAACGGUUGAUUGGGAAAUACUUUGAGGAGAUCAGCCAGGAUACUGGAAAGUAUGUCUUUGGUGUUGAUGAUACAUUGAAGGCUCUGGAAAUGGGUGCUGUUGAAACCCUUAUUGUGUGGGAAAAUCUAGAUAUUAAUCGAUAUGUUCUGAAAAACAGUGUUACAGGUGAAAUGAUUAUAAAGCACUUGAACAAGGAGCAAGAGGCUGAUCAGAGUAACUUCAGGGAUGCAGCUAACUCUGCAGAGUUGGAGGUUCAGGAAAAAAUGCCUUUGCUUGAGUGGUUUGCCAAUGAAUACAAGCGAUUUGGUUGCACGCUUGAAUUUGUUACAAACAAAUCUCAAGAGGGAUCACAAUUUUGCAGAGGGUUUGGCGGAAUUGGGGGUAUUCUUCGCUACCAGCUUGACAUUAGAUCUUUUGACGAGUUGUCUGAUGAUGGAGAAAUUUAUGAGGAUUCGGAUUAAGAAUUCAAAGGAUGAUGCAAAAGCCCAUACCAGGUUGAUGGACCUUUGUUACUGCUGUUGCCUGGGACUUCACACAAAAAAAAAAUUUCUUAUUUUGCUGCUUUUCAUUUGGAUAUUUAGAAUGUUUCCAUGAUUCCCCAUUUCAUUUUCUUAUUUUUCCUUUUUGUUUUUCACCCUUUAGUGAUUGGGAAUUUGUGAUUUUGUGCAAUAUGCCAAACUAUCAUGGUUUUUUUUUUUUUUUUAACUCCUCAUUCCUUAAUUGUGGUGGUUGUAUUGGGUAUUAUAAAAAUUACUAAAUUUUAAUUUAAAUUCCAUUAAAAUUUC
Molecule: messenger RNA, 1917 nt
Organism: Hevea brasiliensis (rubber tree)
Lineage: Eukaryota; Viridiplantae; Streptophyta; Magnoliopsida; Malpighiales; Euphorbiaceae
Product: eukaryotic peptide chain release factor subunit 1-3
Exons: 2
Coding region: 280-1593 (437 amino acids)
Biological process (GO): cytoplasmic translational termination
Cellular component (GO): cytosol; translation release factor complex
Molecular function (GO): sequence-specific mRNA binding; translation release factor activity, codon specific
Source: RefSeq, a predicted model, not a curated record